Molecule: messenger RNA, 1038 nt
Organism: Plasmodium berghei ANKA
Lineage: Eukaryota; Apicomplexa; Aconoidasida; Haemosporida; Plasmodiidae
Product: conserved Plasmodium protein, unknown function
Exons: 1
Coding region: 1-1038 (345 amino acids)
Source: RefSeq, a predicted model, not a curated record
AUGUAUAAAAUAAAGAGAAGAAGCAAUGAUAGCUUUAACGAUUCAAAGGCAAAAACCCCCGACCUUAAUUAUAGACAUUGGGAAAAUACCGACAUAAACAUGUAUGAAAAUAAUUCAGAGAAUAAUAAUAAACACGAUUUUUACAAAAAGCAUAGUCACAAUAUUUCUACCAGUGAUGAUAACAAUGAUAAAGUUCCAAAUUUUGGGAAUAAUAAAAAUAUUUCGAAUUUAAAUGGAUCUCAUAAUUCGAGUAGGUUAAAUAAAAUGAAAAAAUAUAAAAAUAAAAAGCAUAAAACACUAAACCCUAAUUAUAUGGAUAUAACUAAUAAAAGAAAUAAUAUAGACUUAGAAUCAUAUAUGAUUAAAGGGAAAAAAAAAAACGAUUCUUUGAAUAAUAAUAUAAUAAAAAAUUCAAAUAUAGAAUUAAAUAAUAAAUUAAAUCCAGCAUUAACAUUAGUAGCAUCUAAAGCAGUCAAUGGUUUAUUGGAUGGUGUUCAUAAACAUAUGCAAGGCCCUUUUGCUUUGAGUUCAGAUCCUAAUGGAAAUUCUCCUUUAGCUCCACAAAUUCUAACUCCAAAUUUAUAUCCAAAUAUACCUAAUCCUUUUAAUUUAAAUAAUGGCAUUCCCCAACCUACUGCCCCGCCAAUAACUAUUCCCGCACCUUCACCUCAAAAUUCAUCACAAAAUGUGCCUCAAUCUAUACCAAGUCAAUCACAACUUCUUCCUAAUAAUUCUCCAAAUAAUAUCGUUUCUACAUCUGGGCAAGGAAAUAAUUCACCUAACAUGCCAAUGCCUGCUACUCAAUUAACUUACCAACAAUCUGAUAAUUUUCCAAAUCUUAUGUCUGCAAAUCAAAUAGCUCAAAACCCUGCUUUUAAUAUUCAUCCUACAGCAACUAACCUUCGAGACAAUCCUGGAAAUGUAAAUUAUAAUGAGGUUGUAACUAUAACAAUUGGAAUAGUUAUUUGUCUUUUUCUUUUUUGUUUUAUUUUUGGGUGUUUAACAAAAAUGUGCAAACCGGCCAAAAGGAGACGAUAA